AUUAGAUCGAUAUUUUCCUAACGACACUAUCAUCAUUGUUUGUAUUUACCAACAACACAGGAUAACACAAUUUGUUCACACAAUAAAUUUCAUUUCAACCAUACGGUUUAACAAAUAAUUAAAAUGGAGCAAAUCGUAAGACCUGUUUUUACGCUCGAGUUAAAUUACAAAAUUAUACCAGGUCUAGUAACAAUAGGAAAAUACGAUGGGACUCAUUCGUGUAUUACAGCAGCCACUUCAACUGACAAGGUUUUAAUUCAUAGCCCCCAUCGAAAAAAUAGUGCAAUAGCAGGCAGAGUUCUUUGGUCAGAAUCUAACAAAGAAAUUGCGACUUUAAACAUAAACCAGUCCAUUACCUGCUUGACAGUAGGUAUGCUACUACCAGAUGAAGACAAAGACAUAUUGCUAAUAGGAACGAGUUCACACGUAUUGGCUUAUCACGUUCACGAUAACAAAGACGUGUUUUACAGGGAAUGUACUGAUGGCGUUAAAUCGAUUGCUGUUGGCACUUUUAAAGAUAUCAAAACCGUCAUAAUGAUUGGUGGUAACUCAUCGGUACAUGGUUAUGAUAACCAAGGCAAUGAAAUAUUUUGGACUGCAGUUGGAGAUAUUGCUACGUCUGUUAUUUUCAUGGAUUAUAACAAAGAUGGACUCAACGAGUUAGUGGUCAGCUCUGAAGAUUUCAGUAUCAGAAUUUUCGACAAGACUGGAAUGCUAUCUGAACAUAUAGAAACUGAAGUUGUUACCAAUUUAGUCACCUUGCCUGACAACAGGUUUGCUUAUUCCAUUUCGAAUGGAACUAUUGGAGUUUAUGAACAGGAAACUAGACUUUGGAGAGUAAAGUCAAAACAUUUUGCAAUUUCUAUACACUACUACGAUCUGUUGGGACAAGGUUCACCUCAAUUGCUAACUGGUUGGUCAAAUGGUAAAGUAGAUUGCAGAUCAAUCAAAACCGGAGAAGUUCUGUUUAAAGACGCAAUGGCUUGUGGUGUUUCUGGAAUUGUUGAAGGCGAUUACAGAUCUAUAGGAAAGAGCGAUCUUAUCUGCAUUUCUUCAGAAGGCGAAGUUAGAGGUUAUACAACAACCAAAACUCUCACCAGUUCUGAUGGAAACGGAGCUGAUCAAAACACAAUAAGAGAGUUGUUAGCUCAUAAGCAAGCUCUUCUGAUGGAGUUGAAACAUUACGAUACAAACACCAAGUACAACGAAAAUAUCUUCUACGAAACAGAGAGUUAUGAAAACAGUGGAGUUAUACCAGCCAGUACUAGAUUGGAAAUAGCAAUAAAUACAAAUGAUACUGAUCCAAAACCUCACGUUGAACUGUCUUUGUCUACCAACAAUUCGACGAUCAUAAAAGCAACUGUGAUAUUUGCUGAAGGAAUAUUUAAUGGAGAGACGCACGUAAUUCAUCCACCCAUAUCUAAAUUGAAGUCGAUAUUAUUGGUGCCUUUAUUUUUACCUAAAGAUAGUCCUGUUGAUAUUCACGUUAAGGUCCUUGUGGGAUACCCGAACAGCUCUCAGUUUCACGUUUACGAAAUAACGAAACAAUUGCCGAAAUUUUCGAUGUACUGCUUAAAAGAGAAAGGCAGCAGAAAACUGACAGGCGACAACUAUGUACAAUUUAAAGUCAACGAACGGUUACAGAGAAUUUGUUUGUGGAUUAAUCAAUUUUUUUUAUUAACUGAGGACGUGGAAUUUGAUACAGGAACGAAUUUGUCUUUGAGUUUUAAAUGUCUCAGAGAUAAUACGGAUUUAAAUAUGGUGUUUGAUAUGAAUGGAAAAACUAGUAUUUACACGUCGAAUAUAUCUUUGGCUGCGGAUUUGGUACAGUCAAUUGCUGCUUAUUUGAAUAUAAACAGCUUAGAGUCAAAAUCUUCAUUCUCACAAGAAGAAGAAAAAAUUAAAGAACACAUGAGCAAAUUAUCUGAAAUACAGGAUACCAGAUUACGCUUGGAAACUGACAUUGCUGACAGGAUGUCCCAGAUAAGAUCUUUGAUCAUACAAGCGGAAGAUAGCAGAAUAAACGAUUUAGAUUCGCUGCCAUAUCAUUAUGAUGAAUUAAUGGUUAUAAACGAAGAACUAAUAAAUGGAUACAAUAUCAGAUUGCAAAAUUAUAACGAAAAAGUAGACACUAUGAAAAACAUUAAUACAGUUAUACAGAAAGCUUCAAGACUAAGAGUUGGGCCAAAAUCUUCGAAUAUGGUUAAUUUCUGUCGAACUUGCAUCAACAACAACAGUGUAGAAGGAUUGAUUAAAGUUAUAAGAACUGGUGAAAUGUAGUUAGAGUUACAUGUAAAAAUAAUAUUAUUUUGUUGAGAAUAUUAUAGGAAUUGUUUUUUUUUCUGUCUUCCAUUACAGAUGCAAAAUUCCGAUCAGUUUUUCAGAGAGUUCUUCAACGUGUCAUAGAUAUAUCUAAAUUCUUGCAAAAUCUUCAUAUUCCUCAGUACUCGGCUGCACUGGUACAUAAACUCAUACACUUGUUACGUAAUAUUUUGCAUUUUUUUACGCACUGGAACAAAAUUAAAUCUAUUUUAACCUAUUUAAUAAUAUUAUUCAGUAUUUUUUACAUGAAAUCAAAUAAAAUAAAAAACAAAAACAAAUAUAUUAAAUUUUAUACAAAAAAGUAUACAAAACAUUAUAUUUUCACAUUCCCAGCUAUAAUGCCCUCAUAUAGAUCGUUUAUUGGAAUGUAAUCGAUUUUUUUGCUGUCAUAAACGUAUAUCGGAUCCUUGAUGACCCCAAUAUCGAAUCCUUCGUUUUGUAGUUCCGUCUUCUUAACUUUGAACGUUCCUGUCAUCGGAAGCGAAUCCAUAAUUCUCAAAAAUAACGGUAUGGCGUAUGCAGGUAAAUGACUUUUUAAACUUUCCGCUAAUUUUUUUCUAUCUAUAGCGUUUGCUAAGUCUUCUACUGCAAUCAUACCAGCUCUUCCAUCGCUUUUAGGAACCUAGAAAACAAAUUUGUUUUUACAGAUUUGAGGCUAUAGCUCGUUAACAAUGGAGCGUAUAGAAAAAGUUUUAAAUGGAAUUUGUAGAGAAUUUAAUUCUGAAUAAAAUUGGUAAUGACAUAUUUUGUUGUAGGAUUAAUAGUUUAGAAGAUAUUUUCGAAAAAUAAGUUUUUUAAAUUUUUUGUAGGAUUAAUAGUUUGGAAGAUAUUUUGGAAAAAUAUGUUUUUUAACCUUUUUGUAGCUGUAGAUCAGUUAUUUUUAAUUUUGAAACAAAUAAAGAAGUAUGACGCUCUUUAGUUGUCCAACUGUUGUAUAAAAUGGCGUUUUUAGUCUUGCAAGGCUGCAACUCGUUUACAAUGAGUCGUACAGAUAAAGUUUAAAAAACAGUUUGUAGAAAAUUGAAUUUUAAACAAAAUUGAUAAUAGAAUGUUUUGUUGUAGGAUUAAUAGUAUAAAAGAUAUUUACAAAAAAUAUAUUUUUUAAGCUUUUUGUGGCUGUAGAUUAGUAAUUAUUAAUAAUCAAAAGAAUAAAAAUGUAUGACGCUCUUUAGCUGUCUUAACUGUUGCAUAAAAUGGCGUUUUUACAGACUUGUAAGGCUGUAACUCAUUAACAAUGAGGCGUAUAGAAAAUUUUUAAAUAUAAUUCUAAACAAAAUUGAUAAUGACAUUUUUUGUUCUAGGAUUAAUAGUUUAGAAAAUAUUUUAGAAAAAUGUUUUUUUUAACUUUUUUGUAGUUUUAGAUCAGUUAAUAUUAUUGAAAUUAAUAAUAUGACUCUUUGGCUGGCCAAAUUCCCAAAAUAAAGUAAGACUGUAACUCAUUAACAAUGAGUCUCGUACUGAAAAAAAAAUUAAAUGCAAUUUGUAAAGAAUAUAAUUCUGAACAAAAUUGGUAAUGACAUAUUUUGUUGUAGGAAUUAUCUUCUAGAAGAUAAUUCGAAAAAAAUUGAAAUUAUUAUUGUUUUAAAUAAAAAUGUAAUACCCUCUACUAAAUGUACAAAUGGCAAAAAUUGUCGGGUUGGUAAUGACUAUAUUCUAUAGUAUUGCUAUUAAUAGCAUAAAACUACUUUAUUUUUAAAAAAUUCUUUUAAAAUUACUUAAUUUUCAAAAAACAACAAAAUAGUUUUACCUCAACUCCAUAUACAACCAUAUUUUUGGCUCCUAUUAUUUCUGAAACAACCUGUUCAACUUCAGUUGUUGCUACGUUCUCACCUUUCCAUCUAAAACAUAAUUAAAAAUUUAAAGUAAAAAAUAACAUUUAAAAAAGCAUAGGUAGCUAUUUUUUCAAUUUUCACCCUAUAAU
Psylliodes chrysocephalus is the source of this 4243-nucleotide messenger RNA. The record is from the annotation of a GenBank genome assembly. Lineage: Eukaryota; Metazoa; Arthropoda; Insecta; Coleoptera; Chrysomelidae.